Schistosoma haematobium is the source of this 1087-nucleotide messenger RNA. RefSeq lists its product as uncharacterized. Lineage: Eukaryota; Metazoa; Platyhelminthes; Trematoda; Strigeidida; Schistosomatidae. The record is from RefSeq and is a predicted model, not a curated record. The transcript has 2 exons. Bases 181 to 492 code for a protein of 103 amino acids.
GGAAUUUGUUCACUACACAAUAUAUUCAGUUUCAUCAUCAAAUAUAAAUUGAAGGUGGUUCAUCAUUUCAAAAAGAUAAAAGACAGAUCAUGUAAGACAUGUAUUGUUUAAAUGGAUAAUCUCUCAAGGAUUUAUUUUUGCCCUAAAUAGAGCGUGAUAUGAGUUUAGAGUUGUCACAGGAUGGAUGAUAAUAUCAUUAGGCUUAUGCCAAAGAAAGAAUAUGUUUCUGCUUAUUCUGAAUACAUGAGAGAAAACUCUGGAGCUAACUUGUCUUCAUCCGCCAUUGCUGGUAUCGUUAUAGGAGUAAUCUUUGGUAUUAUAUUAAUUAUUCUACUUGGUAUAUUAAUUUACUAUUGUCGUCUACGAUAUUCACGUUAUCAAUCUGCUUAUGAUACAGAUGAAGCACUUGGAAAUCAUUUUCAAUCCGCUGAACAUGCAUUACAACAAAAAUAUCAUAAUCAUCCUGAUGUUAAAGCAGAAUUGUAUAUAUAAUAAUUAUAAUUAUUCUUUAUGUAUAGAUUCACGAUAAUACAUAAAUUACAGUUUGUUUUUAAACAACAACAAAAAAUGGAUCAAUUAAUUAAUCAAUAAUUGUACAUUGUACAUUGAUAUGUAAAAUAUAUUGAUAUAAAUAAGUAUAUGAAAUGAGUUUAAAAAUUUGAAAAUCACAUACACACACACACGCCCACAUACAUACAUAAACAUACAAUGUAUAGGUGAUGAAUACGUUUGACAUUUAAAACGAAAAGAAAUAAAACAACAAUUCUUAUGAUUAUUUCUUUUCUCAAUGUUUAUGUACAAAUUUAAUUUCCCUUUUUUUCUCGUUAUUGAAAUAUAUAAACAAAUAUAUAUAUAUAUAUAUAUAUAUAUAUAUAUAUAUAUAUAUUUCCAUAUAAUUUAUAUUUUAUCAUGUAUUUAUAUUUGUAUAGAAAUUUAAUAAAACAAAUUUACAUCAAACGUAUCUCUUAUUAUAAUUAUGCUUAAUGUGUGUUUUAUUAAAAUAAUUAUGACGUAAUUUUAAAGAAAUUUAUUCAUUGAAAUAUAUUUCAUUAAUUUCUUUUUAAUAAAAUCCAUUAUAUGAUCCAUG